AUGUCUAUCAGAAUUAAAACUUUUUUUAUUGUGCUUGUACUCGUCAUUGGUGCAUCUCAAGCAGACAAUGGUUGUGUUCAACAGGAAAAUUGCACUUUGACUGUUGACGAUCCCGGAAUCAACACUAAAAGUUGUAAGGGGUUCACCAUGCACGAAUGUGAUUGUGUUCAAAGGAGAAGUAUACAUUUUGAAUUUGAUUGUUAUUGCUGUAAAACUCAGACAAGAGAAAGACGAAAUGUCCCAUUGGAAGCAAUGUUCGGACUAAAAACAUACGUACUUCCAACUGAUCCACCAACAGAAAGAAUUGGAACAACAUUAAUAAGAACAACCACAACAGGGCAUCCAACAACUCAGAAAUCAGUUAUCCAAUUCCAAAAACUGAGAAAAGCCGAGAACGAUUGUGGGAAACUGGAAUUCGCGAGCUCUAUGACAUACAAAGCUAGCGUUGAAACUUCAAUGGAUAUAAUUAGUUUGAAAACAGUUAGAGCCACACAUGCAACUACUCCAAUAAACUGCUGGAAUCUGUGUCGUUACAAUAUUUUGUCAGGGAAUGAAACUUGUACCGCUGUGGGAUUUAUAGAAGAAAACGCCCAAACUUUCAAAAAUGAUUGCUACAUUCUGUCGGAAUCGCCUAUCAACUCAACUGGAUCAGAUAUCUCUGUUGAUAUUUAUGAAGUUUGUAUUUGA
Caenorhabditis remanei is the source of this 687-nucleotide messenger RNA. RefSeq lists its product as uncharacterized. NCBI's taxonomy places the organism in Eukaryota, Metazoa, Nematoda, Chromadorea, Rhabditida, Rhabditidae. The transcript has 6 exons. The coding region runs from base 1 to 687 and encodes 228 amino acids. The record is from RefSeq and is a predicted model, not a curated record.